Messenger RNA from Folsomia candida, 762 nucleotides. Its product is annotated as PRKR-interacting protein 1 homolog. The transcript is spliced from 2 exons. Gene Ontology annotation, molecular function: protein kinase inhibitor activity; protein kinase binding; double-stranded RNA binding. The coding region runs from base 1 to 762 and encodes 253 amino acids. The record is from RefSeq and is a predicted model, not a curated record. Lineage: Eukaryota; Metazoa; Arthropoda; Collembola; Entomobryomorpha; Isotomidae. Gene Ontology annotation, biological process: negative regulation of protein kinase activity. Gene Ontology annotation, cellular component: nucleolus.
AUGGCAAAUGUGCAAGUCAACAUUCCAUCUGCAGAUCAAAAGUCGGAAAAGAAGAAAAAGAAACGGCCAGAUCUUCCUGUUGUUUCAAUAAAAAAUACAGCCGAUUAUCAGAGGAUGAAGUUGGAAAGACUUUUUGCGAACCCAGAGAAACCAGUGGUAAUUCCGAUAACAAAACCAAGAGAUAAGAACCUUCCUCCACCUCCAGAAUUUGUCCGGAACGUGAUGGGUUCUAGUGCUGGGGCUGGAAGUGGAGAAUUUCACGUGUACCGGCAUUUAAGAAGGAAAGAAUAUGCUCGACAAAAGGGAAUUGUGGAAAAAUCGAGGGUUGAACAACUUGAUGAAGAUUUUUUAAAGAAGAUUGAAGAAAACAAGAAAAUUGCUGAAUUGAAAACUGCGAAAAAGAGAGCAAAGCGCCUUAAGCUUAAACAAAAGCUGAAAAAUAAAAACAAAAAAGCACGAACCCAGCAAACCCCUGGUGAAAACAAAGGAAAUGAUGAAGAUAGCAAUUCUUCGAGCGAUAAUGAUGAUGAUAGCAAUAAUUCAGACUCUACUGAAGAUGACACAACAAGUGGUGAUAGCAAACCUCCUUCAAAUAAUAAUGGAAAUAGCUCUCAUUCUGCUGGACAGAAAACAAAUGGUCACCACAACACAACUAUUUCGUCUAGCAAUAAUAAACCUAAGCUUGUAGUUCCAACUUAUUCUUCUCUCAUGUCACAAGUACAAGCUUAUCCUGACGUUGCCACCAGUUCCGAUUCAGAUUAG